CGCGAUGAUAUGAAGGAUCAGUGGUUUAGCCGCUACGCUAACGUAAUUCUCUUUUUGUUUUGUUAAAAUGAAGUAUUGUUCUUUAUAUUACUAGAUGGUCACUGCAUAUCCUUGAAGAAACGUAAAUAAAUAUCGUUAACCGGCUGGAUUUAAGACUUUGAUUUUGACAGACUUUAUGACACAUUGACCGGGAAGUAAACAUUGUGCUGUUCAAAAUGUGCGCAAAUAGUUUUAGUUAGUUGAAAUGUUUAAUAAUUGGUGUUUUAUUAACGUUACGCUGUUGUUAUGGAGAUUUACGUUUGGUGAUGGAGUGGGAACAACUUGAGCUGAAUCCAAGGAUUAUUGCUGCUGUUAAAAAAGGCAAUUUUAGAACAGCCAAUGAGAUCCUGUGUGUCUCUGGUCCAGAUCUGCAGAGACUGACGCGCUUGUCAAAGGCUGAUGUCCAGCGUCUUCAUCAGGCGGUAGCGGCUUGUGUGCGCAAGUCCAAACCUGUCACAGCACUGCAGUUGAUCCAGGGAGAAUGUCCUGUUUUGGAGCCUGGACACCGGCUCUCUUUUGCCUGCCCUGUUCUGGACGGUCUAAUGCGCGGUGGUCUCCCAUUACGAGGAAUAACAGAACUGGCAGGCGAGAGUGCUGCUGGGAAAACUCAGUUUUGUUUGCAACUUUGCUUGUCUGUCCAGUUACCACAAGAACAUGGAGGACUGAAUUCAGGGGCUGUUUACAUUUGCACUGAGGAUUCUUUCCCUAUCAAACGACUACGGCAGCUCAUUACCCAGCAGCCCCGGCUCAGACCCGACCUGUCGCCAGCCCUGAUUCACAGUCUGCGUUUUAGUGACAACAUCUACAUCGAGCAUGCAGCUGACCUGGAGGCUCUGCAGGUUUGUGUGUCUCAGCGUGUGCCGGUGCUGCUGAAGCGAGGUCUAGUCAGACUGCUGGUGGUGGACUCUGUGGCAGCUCUGUUUCGCAGUGAGUUUCAGGCUGAUGAGGCUGUUCAGAGGUCUCGACACCUGCUGGCUUUUUCCAGUACGCUCCACCGCCUGAGUCACACAUACGCUGCACCUGUACUGUGUGUCAACCAGGUUACAGAUGUUGUUGACGGCCCAAAUCCAGGAAGAUGCGAUUAUGGGCUGGUGGGCAGUAAAGUGCUUCCUGCAUUGGGCAUCGCCUGGGCCAAUGAGGUGAUGGUGAGGCUGAUGCUCAGGAGGCUGGCAGGACAGGUCAAAUCAGACAGCCGAAGCUCUGCUCCUCGAAAAUUAGAAGUGGUUUUUGCCCCACACCUGCCUCGAUCAAGCUGCCUGUGUGGAGUUUGGGAGGAAGGGGUGAGAGGAAUCCCUGAUGGGGACUCAGAUAUCCAGACACAUUGAUUCAGCAGAUGGGAGAACUCUCUUUCACUACUAAGGGACAGUUACUAGAGGUAAAUUCUCACAACAUUUGUAAGGAAUUGUUGUAUUUUGUCAGAAAUUUAUGAGGAAUAGUUGCAUUUUUACCAUUUGAAACAAAUACGCAUUAUUUUCAAGUACGUUUGUAAUAUCAAAUAAGUUUUUUAUAAUAAUUUUAUUUUUUUUAAAUAUUGAUAUUAUGUCCUUUAAUAAAUGUUUUUUUUUUUUCAUGUUGUUAAAGGUUUUUAUUGUAUCUGCAAUAAGCGAAGUGAAUAAAGGGUGAUGGCUUUCUCACUGCUGCCCUUAAAGAGAACAAACUGUUUUAUUUUUUUAUCUGAAAAUAAAUCUUAAAUUACAGAUAAUAUAAGUACAAGUCUCACAUUUUAAGCAGAAAAACAAAUUAAGCCUUUUUCCUUAAAAAAAAUGAGGCUACAAAACAGUCUUUGUCCCAUGCUGUGCCCAAUAGGUUCAUGUAACAAUGUAAAAUUGAUUUAAUGUGACAGAUGACCUUUCAAUCAGACUGAUCUAUUUGGGCAAGUUCAAACAAUGG
Danio aesculapii is the source of this 1929-nucleotide messenger RNA. RefSeq names its product X-ray repair complementing defective repair in Chinese hamster cells 3 (gene xrcc3). Bases 306 to 1364 code for a protein of 352 amino acids. Gene Ontology annotation, biological process: resolution of mitotic recombination intermediates; t-circle formation; double-strand break repair via synthesis-dependent strand annealing. The transcript is spliced from 7 exons. The record is from RefSeq and is a predicted model, not a curated record. Gene Ontology annotation, molecular function: four-way junction DNA binding; ATP binding; ATP-dependent DNA damage sensor activity. Gene Ontology annotation, cellular component: replication fork; Rad51C-XRCC3 complex. Lineage: Eukaryota; Metazoa; Chordata; Actinopteri; Cypriniformes; Danionidae.